Messenger RNA from Triticum dicoccoides, 1769 nucleotides. Its product is annotated as mitogen-activated protein kinase kinase kinase ANP1-like. NCBI's taxonomy places the organism in Eukaryota, Viridiplantae, Streptophyta, Magnoliopsida, Poales, Poaceae. The transcript has 11 exons. Gene Ontology annotation, biological process: protein phosphorylation. Gene Ontology annotation, molecular function: ATP binding; protein kinase activity. The record is from RefSeq and is a predicted model, not a curated record. The coding region runs from base 598 to 1038 and encodes 146 amino acids.
AAUAUCCCCGCCGCCUCCACAAGUCGAGGGGGAUGGGCCUGCUCGGGCUCAGCCUGUGAGAUGUCGACCGGACCGGCGGCGAUGGAGGAGAAAGGCUGGGCAGGUGCGUGCAGGCGGGAGAAGCUGGGGGCGCUCGUCGGUUGGGGAGAUGGCGACCACUUGAGCUUCUCCGAUUGACCUAGACAGGGCCACGACAGCAUAAGCAAGGGUGGGGGCGAGCAACCCUCUGAAGCCGGUAGCAGCCGUGCCCCUCCUCCUCACCUUCGCUUCUUCCCUCCUCCUCUCCAAUCUGUGAUGCCCAUCUGCGUCCUUGAUUUUCCAGUUUUCUGAUAAUCUAAUUUUGAUUCUCAUAUUCUGGUUACUUGUGGAGAGUAGAAGAAGAAUUUUGAGAAUGAGAUUGAUAAAGAUGAACAAGGAAGUAACGGUCAAGGAAGAAGAGUUAGAUGCCUCUGAAGAUGUUGAUGACUAGCCGCUUUGUCACAAGCAUGGCAGCUUGCUCAACUAUCUCCACUGCCUGCAUACAGCUGUUUCAGAACAGCGUCGAUCAACCCAGAGUUCAGUUGUAGAAGAGCGAAACGAAGCACACAUCAGGAAGUCAUGCUCUUUCCAACAACAACAGCAAAAGCGCAUAUAAGAGAACUUGAGGAAGAAGUGAAGCUCCUCAAGAACCUUUCGCACCCCAAUAUUGUGAGGUACCUCGGGACUGUCCGUGAGGAAGACACACUGAAUAUCCUGCUGGAGUUUGUUCCUGGAGGGUCUAUCCAGUCGCUUCUUGGAAAACUCGGUUCAUUCCUGGAGGCAGUCAUUAGGAAGUAUACUAGGCAGAUUUUGCAAGGGUUGGGAUAUCUGCGUAGCAAUGCAAUAAUACAUAGAGACAUUAAGGGUGCAAACGUUCUUGUUGAUAAUAAAGGCUGCAUUAAGCUUGCCGGUUUUGGGGCAUCUAAGCAAGUUGCCAAGUUGGGUCUGAUGAAGCAAGGUGCAAGACACCUCAGAACCGCCUAUGUUUGUGACAGUGCACUGGGGCUCAAGCGACAAUGAGCAGGUGGGAGGAUCGUUCAGCUGACCAAGUGCAGUAUGACGGUGAUCUCUAAACAGUUGCAAGGAGGCUAAUAACAUGUUAGCUCCUCUUAAUAUCUUGGUUGAUGCCAUCUGUCAGAUUUAGCCCACCGAGUCCCUAUUUUGCAUUUACUUUGCUUCUCUAAAGUUCUCUUCGUGCUGCAAGGAAGACGCGAGGGUUAGUUGCAUUCCUGCUGCCUUGCUUGAGAUGAAUCCAUUUGGUUCUUUUGCCUUUAAAUUCUAUAACACAUCAUCGUAUCUAUUGGUAGGUGUCAUUCUGCUUCUCCUUGCAUGUCUAUUUGUGCGCUUGGGUUGCAGAUCAGGUUACUGACACAUGGGAUCGUACAGUUAUUCUAUUACUCAGGGCCUACCCUGGUGGUCAUUAUAUCUCUGGGUUAAGCAAGCUGAGCAGGUUAUGCAAGCUACUGUGUGAAAUGCGCAUGCAUCACUGCCUAAAAAGGGUCCAGACAGCAACGACAAGUGCUUACUAUGCUCCAUUAAAGCAGCUAAGAAGAUAAUUUAGUUUGGGUGAAUUUAUUAAUUUAUUAAUUAGCUUGAAGAAGAAAAAUAUUUCAGAACAGUGUGGUCAUAGAGUUAUGUUCAGUUUGGUGCUUUGGGUCAUUCUGGAUAAGUGAUUGGGUAGCGGUUGCUGUUUACUCGCAAGGGAUGAAUUGGUGCAAGUGAGUUUAUGAAAGCCUACUAGAACUGUUUGU